GCGGCGAGGAGCGGCGAGGGCAUGGCAGAAGGAGGGCACGCGGGGGCUCCUCCCGUCCGCCUCUGGGUGCGCCGCGUGGGGGUUUACUGCGAUGAGCACCGCAAAACGUGGCUCGUGGCUGCGGAAGAGUUCUCUGAACAUGUCCCAGAAGGAUCCCUGCCAGAAACAAGCCUGUGAAAUACAGAAAUGCUUGCAAGCGAACAACUACGUGGAGACUAAGUGCGCAGCCGUGCUCCAGGAGAUGCGGAAAUGCUGCGCCCGGUACCCCAAGGGCCGCUCCAUCUGUUGUUCAGGUUUUGAGAGAGAAGAAAGAGAGAGAGAAAAGCUUAAGACUACUUCAGACAGAAUUCCUCCACCACCUCAGUAACACAAUGCAGCUCCGGCAGGUGCGAGAGCACGGACUCACCUGCGGAGCCCAUGUGUGGUUUUUUUUCGAGCCUUCUCUAGACUUUCAGGAAAGCCAGAAGGCUCCCAGAACACACCAUCCCGUGCACCAAAAAGUAUAACAGUACCAAGAGAUGGCCUGGUUAACAGACUGCAUUUUCUGUACCAAAACAUCAUCUACAUUGUCUUCGCAUUGCAACUGUGUCUGUGAAAAAUCGGUUCGAUGUUUUUAGAAUGCUUACCUUACUCUAACCCAUCCUCGCUCUCAAAAUGGAGGGCUGGAACCAAGUUACUCUGGCUUCUAGAGCAGGAGGUACAGGAAAUGUGCUCAUCAGAGUGAGUUUAAGCGUGACACAUAAAACAAAGUCCAUCUUGACACCGCAGAGGUAUUGCUGCCAUCACGCAGUAGUUCCAGACAACGUUCACCUGUCCAGUGGUUCAAGCUCAAGAACGGGAAUCAGGUCCGGGGUUCGUUCCUAGGUUUUGCAUAGCUCAUGAGUGGCAACGUGUCACUUUGCCUAAGUGCCUCACUUUCCCACUGGACAGGGUUUUGAUUACUAUAUUUGAAUUGCCUACACGCUGCUAUUUGCAUGACAAUAAAGAUGUUACAGGAACCUUAUUUCAGGGAUUGCUACAGGAAUAGGAUUUUUUUAAAAAAAGCAAUAUUCAUUUGGAAAAUCUGACUGUUGAUAUAAAAUUUAUAAAUUUCUGUCUAAUUGAAGACCUUUAAGCAAUAUGUUAUAAACCCAGCGUAAUUCAGCACGCUGGUACCCAGGGGCCUAUCACAAAGCCCUGGGCUAGAUCCAAGAACCGACUUAGGUGCCACUUACUGAGCAAGCAGUUGUAGGCACCCACUUCUGGUACAGCACUUCAGACUCACACACAAACCGUCUUGUGUCUGGACCCCAGGGAGAGAUGGCUUUUCAGAAGCUCUCACCUGUGCAGCAGAAUUUCCUGUGACCUGUAGAAGAGCUUGGUAGACAGGUUCCUGCAUCACCCUUUAGAGCUGCCCACGUCUCUCCGUCCACUGUAGCAGGAGUCCAGGCACCUCAGUGGGUGCCAAGCCAGGGCACCCACAUACCAGACUUUGAACCCACUAGGCCACUAACUCUGUCAUUAGAUCUAGCCGUAAGGACUUUUGUGCUGUGAUCAAGUACAAUUAAUUAUAAAAUACAGCUUCUAUAAAAAUACCACUGUAGUCUAGGCACAAUAGCUGAGUGUAUUGAAGCCUAGAAGAGCAAACCAUCUGUAUUCACUGCUCUGAAAUACCAUAAUACAAAAUAAAUGACUGGAACAAA
Molecule: messenger RNA, 1682 nt
Organism: Anas platyrhynchos (mallard)
Lineage: Eukaryota; Metazoa; Chordata; Aves; Anseriformes; Anatidae
Source: RefSeq, a predicted model, not a curated record